UGUGGUGACGUUGACGCACCUACGUUGCCAGGUGAUCUAAUUAAAUAGUUUGUCAACUGGCGUCAGCCAGGCGGCUAACUCACUUAAAUUAGACCUUCAGUUCAGAGGAAGUCAUGAGCUCUAGCUCACAGGAGGAGGGUCUCGAGGAGAUAGCGGCCAGACUAAUUCAGAAGACCUGGAGAAGAUAUGUGAACAGAGAAAUCUUCAAGUAUUUCAACAAUCUCAUCAGUCAGUGCAACCAGCAGGAUCCACGGAAAAUCCUCAAAACUGUCAAUCCUCGAGAGGCGGAGUUGCUGGAUGCUGCCGCUGGAGUGUUCAUCAGAUUUCGCUUAGGAGGGACUACUUUUCCUCCCAACAUCUAUUACAAGAUCUUCACCCAUCGGCCCAUCACAGACAUAUGUGCUAACAGCCCAAAGGACUACACCCAGGAAGGCCUGAAGAGGCCUGUGGCUCAGCAGACCAACAAUGGCUGGCCUCUUAAACGGGAGCACCAAUCAGGAUGGUAUCAGCGUAUGGAGAACAACAGCUGGAGGCUGUUCUGUAGCAAGAUGGCGCAUGUGAGUGAGCCCAUAGAAAUUGGUGCUAACAAAAAAAUGGACUUUCAUCAUACCAGGUUGCAGCGGCAACAAGAUAUAGAGAAGUGGAAGAAAAGGAGGAAGAUUGAAUGGCUGAAGCAGCUAUAUAACCAGGGUCGUCUGCAGACUCACCCAGAACAUCGACUCAUGGCGACUAUGGUGGAGAAUUCAGCACAGGAAGUGCAGGACACCAUUAAAGAAAAGGGGGGUGACGAGAUACUGGAAUGGGAGCUGGAUGACCUCCUGGCCUGGACCAGCACUCUCAGCUUUGAGGAUUACAUGGAGGAUUGGAGACGUUUGGCCUGUAGUGACGCAUCUGACUCAAAUGUUCUUUCACAUCAGCCCAGGGUAGAUCCACAUGAGCUUGCUGCUGUGGAAGAAUAAAAUAUUUUUUGUUAAAACCCUC
Molecule: messenger RNA, 981 nt
Organism: Larimichthys crocea (large yellow croaker)
Lineage: Eukaryota; Metazoa; Chordata; Actinopteri; Sciaenidae
Gene: cxxiiih11orf65
Product: chromosome XXIII C11orf65 homolog
Exons: 9
Coding region: 114-959 (281 amino acids)
Source: RefSeq, a predicted model, not a curated record